AGGCCGAUAUAAAUCUUUUGCAGUGGUCGUCGAAGGCGGCUGGCUCCACCCCCGGUUGUGCGUCUGCUCGGGGACAACAGGUGGAAGUUUUCAGUCCAGCUCGGGGUUGCAUGCCACUAACAUCUCCCGACCCGACACGCUAACAACACUCAAAAACAUUAGGAUGCCUUGGUUAGUGUGGGUGUUCGGAUAUGUGGCGAUGGUGAUCUCACCGACCGUCGGGACGAUGCAUUUCGACGGGAUGACUUACCUGCGCCAACAGAUCGGCCCGGACGCCAACUACGCACUCGCCCUGGACGAUAACGCCUACAUCCCUCAGACGUACGACCCACCUCCCAGGAACCCUUCGUACGACGAGGACGUCGACUGGCGAAGCGUGGGAAAGCGCGCUUUGUCCGCACUUUCCCGUUUUAAGCCGCUCACCUCGGCGUUUUUGCGUCAGCGACCCAUCGAAGAAGAAAGAAGGCGGCAGGCCCGUUUCGCCAUGCUGGUGGCCAGGAAUAGCGGCUCACCGCAGAGGGUUAAGGGUGGACCCCUCAGAUACGGAAAACGCUAGACUGGAUUAUUUUUAUCGAACCUACAGAAGAAGAGAAAAUUAAUAAUAAUAUUAACACGUCUGAUUUUUUUUUCAAUCCCUGUUUGCUGACCUGAGCGACACGUGUAGCGACGAUUUUCCAAAAACUCAUUUCAGACAAAAUGCCGAUAAUUUCAAAAUCAAAAAUCAAGUUUAAAAAACCACAUCUCCUUCCAUUACUUCUAAUCCAAUUCUAUCUAAAACAACGCUGUCAUAUAUCAUUUGAUGUCAAUUCCUUGCAAAAUAGAUUAGAUAUAUUUUUAUUUCAUUAUUUCACAUAAGAAAAGGCAAAACAUAUAAUAAUAAACGCGGAUUAAUUAAUUACCUUUCAAGUACCACUUUGAUUAACCUUUGCACUAAGCAGUCUUUCUGAAGAAAAAAAUCAAUCUACUUGUACUAUUUGUCCAUUGUACAGUCAUACUCUCGUUGUUAUUGUCAGUCAGAUAAGAUAAGUUGUUAAAAAAAACAUACACUAAUAUUCUUAGGUAAAAAUAGAUUAAAUGCAUCGUUUUAUUUAUUAUUCGUUAAUUUACGAUUGUUUUUCACCAUCUGAGUAUGUACAGGUUUUCAAAAGUUAUAAUAUGGUAGAAAGUUUUGUUGGGUGUUCGCCUUAUGAAAUGAUUUUCUUUUUUUAAAUAUUACUAUUUAGUAUUCUUGCUUAGAAAGGUUAAAAAUCAUAAAAGCAGACUGAUAUAAUUUGUAUUUCUAUUCGCCAUAGUAGAAAGUAUUAUUUACAUUAUAGACAAUAUGAAAACCACGUGUCUCCUUAUAUUAAUUAUUGUAUAUAGUUGAAGAUGGAUGUUAACGCUUUUAAAAAUUGUAUUCCUUAUAUUUAAAAAAUUAUGUAAAAAUUUUUAAAUCUAUGAACAAUGAAGAUGUAAGCCUGUGGUAAGGAUUGUAUAAAACGUAAAAUAAAAUUUAAAAAAGCCUAAGUAAAAUAAACUUUUUUCUUUAUCCUACGUUGGCGUGUCGGAAACGUCCGAAUAAAUUUAAAGUUGUCUAUGUUGUAACUUAUUUGUGCUCAUGAUUUGAAUUAAUAAAUUUAUCUCC
This is a messenger RNA of Cimex lectularius (bed bug), 1624 nucleotides long. RefSeq lists its product as uncharacterized. Lineage: Eukaryota; Metazoa; Arthropoda; Insecta; Hemiptera; Cimicidae. The transcript has 3 exons. The record is from RefSeq and is a predicted model, not a curated record. The coding region runs from base 164 to 556 and encodes 130 amino acids.